Messenger RNA from Monodelphis domestica (gray short-tailed opossum), 692 nucleotides. RefSeq names its product S100 calcium binding protein A9 (gene S100A9). Gene Ontology annotation, cellular component: cytoplasm; extracellular exosome. Gene Ontology annotation, biological process: endothelial cell migration. Lineage: Eukaryota; Metazoa; Chordata; Mammalia; Didelphimorphia; Didelphidae. The record is from RefSeq and is a predicted model, not a curated record. Gene Ontology annotation, molecular function: calcium-dependent protein binding; calcium ion binding.
AGAGGCAACAGCCCAGUGGCCCAAGCGGGGCACUCCUAUAAAUGUCAGCUCUGCCCCACUCAUUCCAUUGCUCUCUCUGAACUAGCCAGCUGUCCUCCAGACUGUCUUGUGACCAAGAAAACCAUGGAAAAUUGUACAAUGGAAAAAGCCUUGGACAUUAUAGUUAAUACCUUCCACCAUUAUUCUACCCGGGUGGGAAAUCCAGACACCCUGGUCAAGGGAGAAAUGAAGCAACUGAUAACCAAGGAGCUGCCAAAUUUCAUAAAGAAUGCCAAGGACCUACAGGAUGUUAAGCAUCUCAUGCAGGAGCUAGACACAAAUCAAAAUGGUCAGGUUGACUUCAAAGAGUUCUCCAUGAUGAUGGCAAGAUUGACCAUGGCCACCCAUGAAAAGAUGCAUGAGAAUGCACCUGACAAAGAUCACCACAGUCAUGGGCCUGGCCUUGAGGGAAAAGGGGGCUCAAGCUGUGGCAGUGGGCAUGGGCACGGGCACUCCCACUGAUGGUGGUGAGGCAAAACCUCCCUUCCCCUCACAUUCACCCUUCAAUCAUCUCCUACCCCUAUCUUCCCACCCCCAAGGAAGUGCUUUGACUCCAUAGAGCCAAAAGAAGUACAAAAAAUAAUAGGGAAAGGGGUGCUGGGUCCUGAUGACCUUAGCAAUAUAACUAGGGGACAAUAAAGUUUUCCUUUGAA